Molecule: messenger RNA, 4020 nt
Organism: Trypanosoma rangeli
Lineage: Eukaryota; Euglenozoa; Kinetoplastea; Trypanosomatida; Trypanosomatidae
Exons: 1
Coding region: 1-4020 (1339 amino acids)
Source: RefSeq, a predicted model, not a curated record
AUGCAGCAUGGGCGUCGACGCUUUCACUCAGUAACGUCGGCUCCGCAGUUUGUGACGCUGGGAAGGGCGCCGCUGUUGUGGGCGCGAAGAGGGGCGGGGUCGCCCACGUCUGGGCCGAGGCAGUCGCACGUGACCCCGUUCUUCGCCGCGUUGUUUUCCACCUGCUAUACGGAAGAUGAUCUGGCCGACGAUGUGACUUCCCGUCGAGUGGCCUUCGUGCAGCAUGCCUUGUGUGCGAAGGGGAGGCCGGUUGCUGGUGGUACUACGGUUACAGGAGGUAAGUGGCCUGCCACCGCUCCCUCUACUUUCCUCUCCUUGCGGCCUUGGCACGUGAUUGCGAAUCUUAAACAUGCCGUGCUCUUUGCUAUGAAUGAAGAGGAGAAGUCCCAGCGUCACAAGGUGGGUGAAACUGGAAGAGACGACAUUGGCCGCCGCCAAUAUGAUGGGGAUGAAUCCACUUCCCUGCGGAAGGGCAUACGCGAGGAUAAGGGAGCGAAUUGUAGGGGCGGAGAAAGACAUGUGGCACCUUCUGAGAUUGCUCGGCUCGUGCGUCAAUCCAUGCGCGCGGUUCAGCAGCAAAGCACGCGAGCUAUGGCAGAUGCGAUGAUGACGGAAGCUAAAACACUGCAUGACGCAUCACAGUUACAAGAGAUGGAGGAUAAGUUGCAAUGGGAAAGGGAAUCAUUGCGAAAUGGACCACAGAAAGCAGCAAAAGAAGCGUUGAUGUCAUACGUUCUUGGCGGCGGUGACGAGUUGAGCGGGGAGGCGAGGUCCACAUUGGAGCCUUUGCGUCUUGUCUUGAAAGAAACAAUGCGAUCCUCCGCGUACGCGUUUCAUCUCGCCUUUGAAACACUGCUGCGUCAGGGACAGGACUACAUGGCCGUGGAACUUUUUCGUCGCUGGUGGCGCCAUAACCCACACCUGUUUCCGAUUGAGCUGGGGCCAAACCUCGAGAACGAGGUGGUCUCAAUGCUUGAGGACAUCAGGGCAGAGGGGGACGUCUCCCCUCUACAGUGGAGCAUGAUCGCCAGGCUUCUGGCACAAAUCCCCUACAAGAAAUACAUGGUCUCGUCUCCCUUGUUCACACGAGUGUUGAAGGUGGCGUUGUGCCUUGGCAUCCCUGCCCUGGAAGACGAAUUUGUUUUAAAAGAACUGAUUUACCAGGGAGUGUAUGUGGCGUGUUGUGGCUCCCGCGCCGGUAACAUGGAUGGAAGUGGUCACAACACGGAGCCCUCUACUUGCCGUAACGAUUUGUAUUUCCAUGUGUAUCAGGAGAAAUACGAGGAUUGGCUUGUACUUAUUGGGGCGAUGGCUGCAGCGGCGGUGUUGGAACGUCAUGCAGAGGCAUUUUUGCGGGAGCAAGGUGGUGGGGCGAGGUACGAUCGUUUUGUACGUUCCGUCCGUGACGAAUACACAGCAUUCAUCCAGAGGGCAUCUUGCCCGCAACUAAUUUAUUCGACUCAGGCUAGUCUCACAGCGACGACGAAGCAGGAUGGGGAAACAUCAAAGCCAUCGGCGGUGCCAGGUUGGAGCAAGCUGCUCUUUACAACUGUGCUUCGUUGUUAUGAAGAGGCAGGCGUAUUUCACGCCUCGCCGGUUCGUCGUCCCGGAAAUACAGCGGCACUUUGGCGCCAAAUUCAUACUAGACUGAUUCAACAGUUUCCACAUGUUUUUCACGCCGGAAACACAGUCACUACUUUACUUUCUUUUGCGGCACUGGAAGAGGCAGCAGUUUCUUCUUUAGGAACGCGUCGUUUGACCUUUUAUGGAAAGGAAGAGGCAUUAUGCCGUUGGCGUCUUGAGUGUCUGUCAGAGCGGGAAACACAAGGUAGUGGGAGCAGCAUCCAUAACGAGUUUGUGUGGCCUCAGGCUGUAAGCGAUAUUCCUCGUGCGUCCAGACGUUUGCGGGCUCGCCUUGUCACUGCGCACAGUGUUCGCUUAAAUGGCGUUGCGCGCGAAGUCUCUGCGGACGCUAACCCCAGUACAGAUGCAGAGGUGCAUGCUCAGCAGAAGCAGCUUCAUUGGAAACACCGAGAACUAUUUGGCCACGCGUUAAGCCUUUCUGUCUCACAACACAGCAUUCCUGUGUUUGUGACGUCGGAGGAAGUCAAAAGCUACGCCGCGGAUGCCAUAGAUGAGAUUGAGGCCGCCCGAUUGAACAUUGUUGAGAUCUUCCGUGAGCAUACGUCGUUGCUCAUGUUGCGCCCCGCGUCUUCACUUGACGAAUUAAGCUCACAAGAACGUCGAAGUUGCGGUGGAAUUCUUGCGGAAGCCUCACAACCGUCUAUGUAUCUUUUUUUGCGUCUUGUGUCGCUCUUGUCAUCGUUCGGGGAAUCCCCAGUGUCUGCUGCUGAAGCAGUAGAUAAUGUGGGCGAAAGCCGUUCCUUUCCGCUGCUUACCUGCAUAGAGGAAGAUAUUCUUCCUUACUGUCAUCCAAGCGUAGCUAUCUUUUUGCGACGGUGUUGCACCACGUAUCUCUCGCGCAGUGGGACGCGAGGGAUUGAGGCGCUCGUGGGUGGACAUCAGACGUUUCUAGAGCAACUAACAGAGGAGGCUGCCGUAGAGCGUCUGCUUUUUGGUGUGCUUUGGGGCGGUGGCAGGGGCAAGAGGGAGACAGGGUCGUCAAACCAUUACUCCUUCGGGAGCGGUUCUUUGGCGUGGCAGGUCAUUGCCCAGCAUCGUUCGGUCAUUUUUCGCACGGACGGUCGUUCGCUGUUGGAAAUGGUUCUUUCCCAUUUGACGACGCUUUCCCUCACCAUUCCAGAUGACUACAGGCGCAUUGUUUGUGUCUCAUCGCAUAUGCACCGUGUCGUUGCGGACUUGAUGGAUAGUGCAAGUACUGCACUGUCAGCUCUUCGUAACGAGUUGGAAUGGAAUCCGGCUUCAGCAAGACAUAUUUACAUCUCCCUGCUGGAAUUGCUAUCAUGGGUGAUAGACAAGAACAGUAGGAAGAAGGUGGGGGAGGGGGCGAUGAACGGCAUGUGCGAAGGAUGUACAGAUGAGGUUGGAGAUGAGGACGCUUCUGAGGAAGACAGCGGGGCAAAUCUGCCGACCCUCGUUGAUACGGCGCGUCACUGGCGUGUGGUGCAACGUUGCUUUCGUAUGCAGGCAUCGGCUCUCAAGGUCUUUCCUCCCUCCCUUUUGGAGCGCAUCUGCCUUAUUCUUGUGCAUAGCUGUCCUGAUGUGGAGUUGAUUGUGACAUGUUUGCUUGCGUUGUGUCAGCAGUCACGUGGAGAAUCCCGGUCUGGCGGAGAGUCUCUGUCAUUUAUUACCCCGCGGUUACUUACGAGCCUGUGUUGCUUGUUAGUCAUGAAUGGACUGGGCAGGAGCUCAGUUUUGAAAUGGCGAGAACAGAAUGGUGCCCCUUCUUCUUCGUUGUCUCCCUCGUGUGUUGUUGGUGGUGGUGCUGACGCCAACGCCCUUAGCGAGUGGCAUUUGAUGCGCCUUGAGCACCUGAUGCCGUCAGCGAACCAACACCAGAAGGAGGAGAGGGCGGUGCCUGAUAGGUGCACUGCAGGCUACCAUGAUGGUGGUGAUGAUUCUGCAGUUGGAACAAACGAGGCGGCGCAUUUGUUGGGCAGCAUUGUUCUUGACGUGUUGCUCAGUGAUGCCCACUGGAUACCGCUGCGGAAUGCUCAAUACUACGUUUUUAUUUUUACUUCAGCGGCAGAGUCGCUGCCAAGGGAAGGCACAGAUGCGGCCACUGUGCACGGCAACAAAUCCUCCUUUCCAUUGGGAGUUGUAUUGCCAUCACGGCAGAUGUCUUUUUCCCAUCCGACUGGAGUUCGCCAGCGGGUGACAAAUCUCAAAGAUGCACUUCGCGAAAUGGGAGCGCUGAGGCGACUACAGCUUCGCAGUUCCAUGUCACCAGUGCAAAGGCGCGAGAAGGGAGUGCUGGAAGCGUAUCGUUUGACAGAUGAUGAUGAUAAUGAUGCUGAGGGAGAGGAAGAAGUGGUAAAUUUUUUCCUCCGUUGUGGGGCCGACGAGUUUGGGGUCACAACACCGCACCCUUCCACAUGA